Dromiciops gliroides (monito del monte) is the source of this 1082-nucleotide messenger RNA. RefSeq names its product olfactory receptor 52K1-like. The record is from RefSeq and is a predicted model, not a curated record. Gene Ontology annotation, biological process: G protein-coupled receptor signaling pathway. Bases 135 to 1082 code for a protein of 315 amino acids. Gene Ontology annotation, cellular component: membrane. Gene Ontology annotation, molecular function: G protein-coupled receptor activity; olfactory receptor activity. NCBI's taxonomy places the organism in Eukaryota, Metazoa, Chordata, Mammalia, Microbiotheria, Microbiotheriidae. The transcript has a single exon.
CAAGAUCUCUCUCACUAAAUUUUGUGCAAUAAUGUUUGAGUUUCUUGCAUUCACCUUCAGGAAUAUCAGAAAAAGAGACCGGGGGAGUCUGUCUCCUCCCUCACUCCAAAGCUUUCUGGCCAGUCCUAGCAAGGAUGUCAGGGUGGAAUGUGACCUUCAACAUCUCUUACACCACCUUCUUCUUAUUGGGAUUCCCAGGACUGAAGGAAUCACGGUCCCUUAUGGUUCUCCCAUUUUUCUGUCUCUAUAUGGUGAUCCUCUCAACCAAUGGCCUAAUCAUCUAUACUGUGACCACCCAAAAGAGCCUGCACCAACCCAUGUAUGCACUCAUUAGCUUACUCCUGGCCAUCAACAUCUGCACUGCCACUACUGUGGUCCCUGCCAUGCUCUUCAGUUUUUCCACUCACUUCAAUCACAUCUCUUUGGCUUGUUGCCUUAUCCAGAUGUUCUUCAUCUACUUUCUACUAGCUUUUGAUUGCAACAUCCUUCUGGUCAUGGCUCUGGACCGUUAUGUUGCCAUCUGUUACCCACUGCGCUAUCCAGAGAUCAUGACAGGUCAGGUACUGUUAGGACUAGUAGGGGUGGCUGCCACUCGGAGUGUGGGCAUCGUGGCCCCUGUGGUGGUUCUGGCCUCAAGAGUUCACUUUUGCCGCUCCAAUGUGAUCCAUCACUUUACCUGUGAGCACAUGGCCUUAAUGAAGCUGUCCUGUGGAGACAUCUCACUGAAUAAGACUGUAGGACUUGCUCUACGUGUCUUCAAUAGGAUCCUGGACCUGCUUCUCCUGGGAACUUCCUACACACGCAUCACUCAUGCUGCCCUCAGGAUCUCUUCAGGUGGUGCCCGCUCAAAGGCCCUGCACACUUGUGGAUCUCACCUACUUGUAAUCUUCACUGUUUAUGGCUCUACUCUGUCCUCUUCAAUUGUGUAUCGUGUGGUCCGUGCUGCCUCUCAGGAUGUACACAACUUGAUCAGUGCUUUCUACUUGCUGAUUCCAUGCCUUGUCAACCCUGUCAUCUAUGGGGCCAGAACCAAGGAGAUCCGGCAACACUUAGCAAAGUUGUUCCAGCGGGCAGAGCCAUGA